CAGGUGAGAACUCUAUUUGUCAGUGGAUUACCUAUGGAUGCUAAACCAAGAGAAUUAUAUCUAUUAUUCAGGGCAUAUAAAGGAUAUGAAGGGUCUUUAUUAAAAGUUACCAGUAAAAAUGGAAAGAACACAUCACCUGUUGGAUUUGUUACAUUUACUACCAGAUUGGCAGCUGAAACUGCAAAACAAGAUUUACAGGGAGUUCGAUUUGAUCCUGACCUACCACAAACACUUAGAUUAGAGUUUGCAAAAAGCAAUACAAAAGUUACAAAGCCUAAACAGCAGUCACCUCAACCAGCUGCAACCCACCCUACUAUUAUCCAUCCUUUAACAGGCCAGCUAUGUCCCGCCAUCUUCCCUAGCUGUCCGGAGGGUUGGACCCCCCACCCUCUGGCCGCAUAUCCGGAGUUGACUCACACCGCUGCCCUGCAUCACACAGCACUGUUGCAGCACCCAGCCCUAACACAGCUCCCGGUACGGGUUAGUUUUAUCCAGCCCACAGCCCUUAUUGGCCCCCCAGCUACUAUGGGUAUUCCACACCCCUCUUACGCCACUACCCCCAUCUUAACUAGUCCCACAUCGGCAAUGAACAUGACCACCACCACCAAUAUGAUGACAUCACCCACUGUCCCUUGCUCAACAUUAUUUGUGGCUAAUUUGGGUCAGUUUUGUUCAGAGCAAGAAUUAAAAGAUUUAUUUGGAACGUUCCAGGGUUUUUCUAGAGUACGUAUGCAUAAUAAGGGUGGUUCUCCAGUAGCCUUCGUAGAAUUCCAAGAUUUAAGAACAGCAACUGAAGCAAUGGCUCGAUUACAAGGGUUUAUGUUGUUGUCCUCUGAUAGAGGUGGUAUUCGAAUUGAAUAUGCAAGAAAUAAAAUGGGGGAAGCGGUAAGCUUUACAUAA
This is a messenger RNA of Lottia gigantea (owl limpet), 900 nucleotides long. RefSeq lists its product as hypothetical. The transcript is spliced from 8 exons. Lineage: Eukaryota; Metazoa; Mollusca; Gastropoda; Lottiidae. The record is from RefSeq and is a predicted model, not a curated record. The annotation marks the transcript as partial. Gene Ontology annotation, molecular function: mRNA binding.